Monopterus albus (swamp eel) is the source of this 3555-nucleotide messenger RNA. RefSeq names its product solute carrier family 5 member 6a (gene slc5a6a). Gene Ontology annotation, cellular component: membrane. The coding region runs from base 617 to 2545 and encodes 642 amino acids. NCBI's taxonomy places the organism in Eukaryota, Metazoa, Chordata, Actinopteri, Synbranchiformes, Synbranchidae. Gene Ontology annotation, biological process: sodium ion transport; transmembrane transport. The transcript has 17 exons. Gene Ontology annotation, molecular function: symporter activity. The record is from RefSeq and is a predicted model, not a curated record.
UGAUUUCCGUUCCAUUUCCAUCCCAGUGGAAAGUCUUUGCUAAUUAAAUACAAUAUCGACAACCCACGUGUUGACCUGCCUUUUAGAAAUCUUUUUUAAAUGACAAGGCAGAAAACACGGUGCUUUGAAGCAGUAUUAAAUCAUGGCAAAACCUACUUUAUAUGACAGAGUAGCCUAAUGACUUGUACGUUUGAUGUGUAUCCUAAACAAAACCACCACUACUUAAAACGUUUAUUGCAUUGACUAUAUAAGUAUUUUAACCCGAUCGAUUCUAAUCACGGGGCAACGUGCUACAUAAAUGGUAACGCACGAAAAUAUCCGGCGGCAAAUGCAAAUUUCUACUUCACUUGAAGGCACCGUUGUAGAGUCAAUGAGAACGGAAAAGGACAGUCAAAUGACGUAAUCUGACGUACCACAGGUUUAAUAUUAUGGCAUGGAGGACUAGUAAGGUGAGUCUUGUGCAAGCCACCAGUUAACCUCACAAUAAGGAAGAAGAAGCUGUUGGUGAGUCUUUCUUGGACUAUCUUCUUGCUCCUUCCUUGUGAUCAGCCCCAGAGUCUGUGAUUCCAACAGUCUUCACCCCCCGCCCCUCAACAUCCCCGCAUUCGUCAUCACCAUGGGGGAGGUAGUCCAGAUGCACUUCACCACGGUGGACUACGUCAUCUUUGUCUUGCUGCUGGUGACCUCAGCUGGCAUUGGCCUCUUCUAUGCCCUCUCUGGUGGGCGCCAGCGCACAACACAGGAGUUCCUGAUGGCUGACCGCUCCAUGAGCUGCCUGCCUGUCUCUCUCUCUCUGCUGGCCACUUUCCAAUCAGCCGUGGCCAUCCUGGGGGUUCCGUCUGAGGUGUACACCUUUGGAACACAGUACUGGUUCCUGGGCUGCUCCUACCUCUUGGGCCUGCUUAUCCCAGCUCAUAUUUUCAUACCAGUCUUCUACAGGCUACAGCUGUCCAGUGCCUAUGAGUAUCUGGAGCUGCGCUUUAAUAAGACUGUUCGCAUAUGUGGGACUGUGACCUUCAUCUUUCAGAUGGUAAUUUAUAUGGGGGUGGUCCUAUACGCUCCAGCUUUGGCACUCAAUGCAGUGACAGGAUUUGACCUAUGGGGGGCAGUGCUGGCCAUGGGAUUGGUGUGCACUCUUUAUACUGCUCUGGGGGGCCUGAAGGCAGUCAUCUGGACCGAUGUCUUCCAGACAGUAGUGAUGUUUGCAGGCCAGCUGACAGUCAUUGUGGUGGGAUCCAGUCAGGCAGGGGGUAUAAGUGAGGUCUGGAGGAAAGCAGUCAAUGGCAGCCGCAUUGCUGGACUAGACCUGAACCCGGACCCUCUGGAGCGUCACACCUUCUGGACUCUGGCUGUUGGGGGAAUCUUCCUAAUGCUGGCUCUAUACGGGGUCAACCAGGCCCAGGUCCAGAGAUACCUCAGCUCCCGCACAGAGAAAGAAGCUGUCAUGUCUUGCUAUGUUGUCUUCCCGUGCCAGCAAAUUGUCCUGUGUUUAGGUUGUCUGAUGGGUCUGGUCAUGUUUGCUCGGUAUGGAGAGGACAGUCCUCUUAACAAGGGCUAUGUCAAGACUAAGGACCAGAUGGUGCUAUACUUUGUAAUGGAUGUAUUCAGCGAUCUCCCUGGGCUCCCAGGACUGUUUGUGGCUUGUCUCUUCAGUGGAGCUCUCAGCACCAUCUCAUCAGCCUUCAACUCCCUAGCAACAGUAACUAUGGAGGACCUGAUUAAACCUCAUUUUCCAAGGAUGACUGAAGCUAAAGCCACACUACUGUCCAAGGGCCUUGCUUUGACCUAUGGCCUGGUGUGUCUGGCUAUGGCCUACCUCGCCUCCAUAAUGGGAUCUGUGCUGCAGGCAGCCUUCAUGAUCUUUGGGAUGGUGGGUGGUCCCCUGCUGGGCCUCUUCUGCCUAGGAAUGUUUUUCCCCUGGGCAAACUCAGUUGGUGCAGUAUUCGGAUUAGUAGCAGGCCUUGCCAUGGCCUUUUGGAUUGGCAUUGGCAGCUGUGUGAUGCAUAUGUCAGGUUCCACCACAGUAUCACCACUCAACACCACUUCUCUGCCACUGUUGAACAACAUGACCAGUACAGUCAUGACUACACUUGUCAGCGGCACGACAGCCAAACCAAGGCCAACCGGAGUGGAAGCACUAUACUCAUUGUCCUACAUGUGGUACAGUGCUCACAACUCAACAACUGUGGUGGUGGUGGGACUGAUAGUCAGCCUGCUAACUGGACCUAUGAAGGAAAAGGAGCUGAUGCCCGGCACAGUGUAUCCAGUCCUGGGCACACUGCUCUUCUUUCUGCCUGAGCGCUACAGAGAAAAGCUUUGCUGUGUCACUCCACUAGCUCAGAAGCCCAAAGAGGUUAACAUGCCUCCUUAUCAGAUGGCCAAGAAAGGCAGCAAUGGAGCUGCGUACUGCCAAGAUGACACUGUCACAGAGGACAAAGAAACAGAGAAUGACAGAAAACAAACAGAGGAGAAAGACCUGGAAAUGAGGAUCACUCUGCACUCGUGCCAACCGACAGCUCACACAGUUCAGGAGACGUCUCUGUGAUCCUUUUUGUCCACUUAUAAUUCACACACAUUCACAAACCUUGAAUCUUAACUGUUGUAUGAUCAGUUUCUUGGAGAGAGGUGCAGCAAAAGACAGGACAUAGAAGAGAAGUGUGUCACCAAGUUGGUCUUUGGCGUUAGUAUUUUACACUGACAAAAUCACUUGAUCAGAGAAACAGACUUGCGUACCUGUGUGGGGAAACUGGUUUUGUACCUGCUUGUCUGCCUGUUUUUUUUUUUCUCAAAAAUAAAAAAACCAACAACUGGAAAUCAACUUAUGCCAUGCUGGAACUGUACAUCGAAUUAGCUAAAUACUGCAGUCUAAAAAGAAACUAGUCAGUUGAUCUCUGUUCAAGAUUCCCUACUUGAUGUUGUUUACAGGCUUUUGGGUCAGUCCAGAUGUGUGCAGCUGACUGUUAGAAUGCUGGGCAACUCUUAUGCACAAUGAGCUGUUCCACUGUGACUGGAUUUGUUGAUGUUUUAACAAAAGAAUCCGGUAGUUGAUAGCUGCUAGAUUUAAAAUGUGCUGUUUUUGUAGAAAAGAUGGGACCAUAAAAUCCCAGAAUAUGUAUCAGAUAAUAUAAAAACAAAAAAUGUCAAGAUAGACUCCACUUUAAUAGAAGACAUUACAGGUCUGUGCUACUGUUGUAGUGUAGUGACUUUAUGGUACAUUGUCUUGGUUCAAUACUAAUAGUCACCUUCCACCUGCUACUGUAACUGAUUACAGUGAAUCCUCAAAAACAGAGCCAUGUGUUCAGAUGAAGGCAGAGAUUACACAGCAUAGUAAAUCCUCUGCUACCAGGACGUGUUCUACAAACUGUGUACGAGUAGAAAGCAACCCAGUGAGUGAGCACAGCUGCUGGCUCCCCAUUCAUGCUCUCACUGUUUCCCCACAGGAGGUUAAUAUUGUCCAUUUUGUUUCCAACUCUGAGGAGUUGUGUGUAUGCAUAUACAGUAUAUCACAGAAGUGAGUACACCCCAUCACAUUUUGUAAAUAUUUAAGUAUAUCUU